UUAUUUUGGCUCAGAGGAGUCAUCUAAUUAAUUAUGAAGUUCUUGUUAUCGAAGAUGUUUAUGGAUUCGCAAAGGAUGGGCAAUGUUUGGACAGUUAUAAUUCAAUUUUGCAAAUUUGUCUGAGUGAUCGGCAAGUUAAACGAAUAUUGAAAUGUAAAUCGUCGCUGCUAAUCCCGAAGCCUAUGAAACAUAGUGUGGUUUCCUUGGCUUUUCCUACGAAGUUCGCUGUGAUGGAU
Paramuricea clavata is the source of this 236-nucleotide messenger RNA. NCBI's taxonomy places the organism in Eukaryota, Metazoa, Cnidaria, Anthozoa, Malacalcyonacea, Plexauridae. The record is from the annotation of a GenBank genome assembly.